AUGCUCGAGAGUGGGAUCGGCCACGAGAGGGCUCCCGGGACCGCGGUGACAAACUGGGUGGCGUGGGAUGACACAGAGGCGAACACGCGUCCCUCGAGAGGCUGGACGAGCGGUGACACUCGCGGGAGGGACAUCGCUCCUUCUGUGUGUGACCAGUCUGCAGUGCCACCAAUCUACAGGGCGAGUGCGACAGGAGCAGAGCUGGUCACACCUCCAGAGACCCGGGAUGAAGCUGAGGAGGAGGAGGAGGAGCGGUUCGAGAUCCCGCUUUUCCUUCGGGGUGAUGAGCUCAGCAGCGGCCUCUGGCACUGGGACAGUGCCACGCUCGGUUUGCUUUUCAUCGGGGCGGGGAUCGCGAGUGGCUCUGUGGGACCCUCGAAGCCGGGCAGACUGCCUGGCUCCAUCCCAAAACUUCCCAGCUCCCAGAUCGAUGGAGAUUCCCAGGUCUGGGCAGGUGAUGAGAAGCCCACCCACCACCCCAUCCCUUCCACCCCCGCGGCCGCCGCCUCCCCGCACGCCGCUUUCCCCGCCCGCCCCGUCCCGCGGAUCCCCGGGGGCGGGGGCCAGGUACGGCGGGGCGGGCCGGGCCGGCGGGGCGGCGGCGGGGGAGGGUCCGGCUGCGACGGCGGGCAGCUAAAGGCAGGUGUCCCCGGGAGCGGUCCCGGGCUGGCUCGGGGGUCCCGCGGCAGCCGGGGCCAUGCGGCGGGCGGCGGCCUGAGCGGGGCGGCCAUGGCCGGGGCGGCGGCGGCGGGCGGGGAGCGGCGGGCGGCGCUGACGGCGGUGAGGACCGAGGGUGCGGGGACCCCCGGUCCCGACGGUGGGACCCCCCCGCCGCCACCCCCGCCCCGCCGCCGGGGGCUGCUGGCGGGGCCGCUCCCCGGAGCCGCCCCCCGCCCCGCCGGGGCCCCGCGCUGCUGCCGCCGCCGCCUCCAGAACUGCCUCUACAACGUGCUGGAGCGGCCCCGCGGCUGGGCUUUCAUCUACCACGUCUUCAUAUUCCUCCUCGUCUUCAGCUGCCUGGUGCUGUCGGUCUUCUCCACCAUCCAGGAGCACCAAAAAUUGGCCAAUCAGUGCCUCUUCAUCCUGGAAUUCGUGAUGAUCGUGGUGUUCGGCAUGGAGUACAUCAUCCGAGUGUGGGCCGCCGGCUGCUGCUGCCGCUACCGCGGCUGGCGCGGCCGCUUUCGCUUCGCCAGGAAACCUUUCUGCGUGAUAGAUUUCAUCGUGUUCAUCGCCUCGGUGGCCGUCAUCGCCGCGGGCACGCAGGGCAACAUCUUCGCCACGUCGGCGCUGCGCAGCAUGCGCUUCCUGCAGAUCCUGCGCAUGGUGCGCAUGGAUCGCCGCGGAGGCACCUGGAAGCUGCUGGGCUCCGUGGUCUACGCCCACAGCAAGGAGCUCAUCACCGCCUGGUACAUCGGUUUCCUGGUGCUCAUCUUCGCCUCCUUCCUCGUGUACCUGGCCGAGAAGGACGCCAAUGUCCAGUUCGCCACCUACGCCGAUUCGCUCUGGUGGGGCACGGCCCCCCGCUGCUGCGUCCCCCCGCAGGUGACCCUGACCACCAUCGGCUACGGGGACAAGGCGCCGCAGACGUGGCUGGGCCGGAUGCUGGCGGCAGGAUUCGCCCUGCUCGGCAUCUCCUUCUUCGCUCUGCCCGCCGGGAUCCUGGGCUCCGGCUUCGCCCUCAAAGUGCAGGAGCAGCAUCGGCAGAAGCACUUCGAGAAGAGGCGGACUCCGGCGGCCAACCUGAUCCAGGCUGCCUGGCGCCUGUACUCCACGGAUGCCAGCCGGGCGUACCUGACGGCCACGUGGUGUUACUACGACAGCCUCCUGCCCGCCUUCAGAGAGCUGGUCCUUAUGUUUGAGCAUUUGCACCGGGUCCGCAACGGAGGAUUUAGGAAUUCAGAGGUGAAAAAAUGGCCUGACAGAGGCCCACCGCCCUAUCACUCCUUCACCCCUGCCCAGAAAAGCUUCAGCCUGGCCGUGUGUUCAGGGGAAAGCUGGAAUGAGGAGGACGCGCAGCCCCACAAGUGUUUACGCCUCAGCAACAAGAUGGGCAUCAAGGAGAGGAUCCGGCUGAGCAGCUCCCAGCGCCAGGGCAGCCGAGGCCGGCAGCAGCACCUGGGGCCGCCCCUGCACCGCUCCCCCAGCACCGAGGACGUGGCUGAGGCGUCCAGCCCCACCAAGGUGCAGAAAAGCUGGAGCUUCAACGACCGCACCCGGUUCAGAGCAUCCCUGAGGCUCAAGCCGCGGACCCCCGUUGAGGCUGACUGCCCACCGGAGGACAGUGGCGAGGAGAGGAGCUCCCCCUGCGACCUGACCUUCGAGGACAUCAUGCCGGCAGUGAAGACCCUCAUCCGGGCUGUCAGGAUCCUGAAAUUCCUGGUGGCCAAGAGGAAAUUCAAGGAGACCUUGCGUCCCUACGAUGUCAAGGAUGUCAUCGAGCAGUACUCAGCCGGACACCUGGACAUGCUGGGCAGGAUCAAGAGCCUGCAGACGCGCGUGGACCAGAUCGUGGGCAGGGAUCGGGCGCUCCCUGCAGACAAGAAAGUUCGGGAGAAAGGCGAGAAGCCAGCGUUGGAGGGAGAGCUGGUGGAUGAGCUCAGCAUGAUGGGGCGCGUGGUCAAAGUGGAGCGGCAGGUGCAAUCCAUCGAGCACAAGCUGGACCUGCUGCUCGGUCUCUACUCGCAGUGCCUCCGCAAGGGCUCCACGAACUCCUUCAGCCUGGCCGCGGUGCGGGUGCCGCCCGGCGAGCCCGACAUCACCUCGGACUACCACAGCCCCGUGGACCACGAGGACAUCUCUGUGUCCGCCCAGACCCUCAACAUCUCCAGGUCGGCCAGCGCCAACAUGGACUGA
This is a messenger RNA of Cinclus cinclus, 2853 nucleotides long. RefSeq names its product potassium voltage-gated channel subfamily Q member 4 (gene KCNQ4). Gene Ontology annotation, cellular component: membrane. The record is from RefSeq and is a predicted model, not a curated record. Bases 1 to 2853 code for a protein of 950 amino acids. The transcript is spliced from 19 exons. Gene Ontology annotation, biological process: transmembrane transport; potassium ion transport. Gene Ontology annotation, molecular function: voltage-gated potassium channel activity. Lineage: Eukaryota; Metazoa; Chordata; Aves; Passeriformes; Cinclidae.